Messenger RNA from Cygnus olor (mute swan), 8469 nucleotides. It is a transcript of the gene TMEM233, whose product is annotated as transmembrane protein 233. The transcript has 9 exons. The record is from RefSeq and is a predicted model, not a curated record. Bases 2990 to 3490 code for a protein of 166 amino acids. Gene Ontology annotation, cellular component: membrane. NCBI's taxonomy places the organism in Eukaryota, Metazoa, Chordata, Aves, Anseriformes, Anatidae.
GCCAAUCCUGAAUGUUAGGAGUCUCUAAUGUAGUUUUUGUAACAUUAUAAAAUAAUCUUGUACAUGAUUUAGUUUGACAAUGGCUCUUCUCUCUCCUGUUGUCACCAGGUAAUGGAAGGGACUCCUCCUCUAGAAAGUAGAUCAUCUUUUCUCCUCCUCUGGCACCAUCCUAAUGAAACAUUUUCUGCUGCUUUUAUCUUGAGGUGGGAAAGAGCUUCUCUGUAGAAAAAUAGCAGCUUCCCUUUUCCUGCUUCCUGACAAACUUAGUUGCCUCAUUACUGGCUAGACAAGAUCCUCAAUCCUACUCAAGUUUCUGUCUGCUUAUUUAAAGGAUUAAAAUAAUGCAAAGAGAUUACUUCUCUGAACAUCUCACAGUCUUCAACUUACUCCUUCGGUCCACUCUUGCAAGGUAGGUUUAAUGUAACCCAUUUAACACACUGGAGAUGGACACACCAAGAGUCCAAGACAAAGGUCAACAGUAUGUGUGGUAGAGCUGCUGGAUUAGUGCUGCCUGCUCACCCUUCCUCCAAUUCUGUUCUGGUCCUUUACAGUUUCAGCAAAUAGACUAGUCAUUCACAAAUGCCUUUAGCCCAAAUGAACCAUGCAAGCUUGGGUGGGCCGCUUACUUCAUGCACUGGAGGGAUGUUUGGGAUUCAAGCAAUGAACUCUCAGGCAGAGAAUCUUGCUGUUUCCCACUGCCUGCUAUGUUCUAAGUGUCAUCCAAAUCCCACCCUCCUCAGAUUACACCUUUGUGAAACUGAAAUAAGAACAUUUUCUGGGUCUUACUAGUAGCAAGGCAGAAAGUUAUUGUUGUUUGAGAAUUGCUUGGCUAUUAGGCUGGCAAGUGGAAAACACAGAGUAAGUAAUUCCUCUUUCGCAGCUCACCCUUUCCUUCUGCUUCACAGUGGUUUUGAAAUUGUCAUCUUUGCUCUUUGUGUAGGAAAGAUUUCACCAUGGUAGAAAAGAAGCCAGCCAUUCUUUUACAUCAGCAGCAAUACUCCCACUAUGUUUUACCUAGAACAUAAAAAGCAGCAUCUUAUAAAUAGGGAUUAUAAAAUAAACAUCUCUUUCUCGGAGAUAGGCUGUUUUACCAUAAAUAAAUGUCACAGUCAUUGUAGGGGUAUUCAGAAACCAGUAUACGUCUUUCUAAUUGGAAUUCCAGCUUUAUGUAUCACCAUUCUAUUCUGCUGUCUUGUAAAUUAAUGUCUUCGUGCCUGUGUGUUAAAGAGAUGUAACUAUAUUUGGCCUCAGACAUUAAUAACAGCAAUUCUUUUUGCUAAGUUUUAAUAAAUAUCACUGUUGCAGUAUUGCAGAAGAUGAAAGCUCAGGCUAACAAACUCCAGGAUAUUUGGGCCCAGAUUUAUCUUCUAAUAAGGUCAGUGGAAAGAUUCUGAUUGACCUUGUUUGGUGUUGAUUACUGUAAAAUGAGAAUAGCUUGUUUUGACAAGGGCAAAGGCUGAUCUUAAAACCAGCAGCCCAAUCUUUUCUUCAAGGCACUGGGAGUCUGUAGCCAUACUUUUUGUUAUGCAGCAAGCCUACACAAAAUAAAAAAGACACUUCCCAGUAGAAAAACUGGCAGACCACCAAAAGAAAGGGAUCAAAGUGAAUAAAAAGAUGUGACAGAAGGAAUGCAGCUAGGAAGGAUUCUCAGAUGCCCCAACCUUAAUUUCCUGUCUCUGGGGAGAUUUCUUCUCACGUGCCUAAAAACAGCUUCCAAAGAAGGACCAGUGCUGAACUCAUACCAAAGGCAAGAGGUCAUUGAUCUGGACAAAUCCUUUAGCUGUUCAGUGGCACUGAGGUUUCUGUACAGACCCAUUCUUGCUGAAGGUCCCCAUCCUACUUCUCUGUCUACAGACUUCCAAACAUUCUGCGUGUGCUAAAAGGCUCAGAGACACCUUCAUAAUGCAUUUUACUGGAAGCCUUUAAGAGUACUGUCAAAGGCUGGUUUAUGGAAAAUAAAAUCAGAGCUAUUUUGAAUCAUCAGAGCAGAAAUACUGACACAAAUGUAUGUGUAGGUAGGACUGUUCUCCAUCCAGAGCCUGGAGUUUGGUGAGUGGAAGUAAAGCUUAAUCUUUCCUGCUUUGUCUGGAACUGAAUUGCACCUUUGAAGGUAAUAGUCAUCCCUGAUACGGAGUCUGCUACCUUAGCCAGCCCAUCAGGCCCAUCACGUAGAGAACCUGGAAGAAAAGGUUUUGGAAGCAGACAUUUUACCUUUCUGUUCUGCUACAACCAGCAAGGGUUAGCAUGGCUUGUUCUGUCUCACUCUUCAUUUGUUCUGGGUAAGAAACACAUUUCCUCCUGUUUUAAAAUUUGCAGCUCUGUAUUUGGGGGUUGUUUUCCUUUACCAAAACCUUGGCUUCUUUGAUUUAACUGACUACUGGCUGAAAUAAAUCAAUGUCUAACCUCCUCCUGAAAAGUCCAUAAACAGCUGAUAGCAAGAAGCUGGAAGGAUGUGCUGGGGCCUGAAGCACCCUGUGUGACUUGUUUCUUGUAUUCUUCUUAGUCAUUUUUUAUUGGUCCAUGUCAAAGAUGGAACAUAGAUGGAUUUUGAUCUACCUGAUGCUUGUGUUUUAUGACAAUAUUGGAGAAGAAGGGAAAAGUUGAGCCUGUUGGGUGAAGGUCCAGCAUAGCAGCGUCACUGUAGCACGUUUCAAGUUGUAUUUGUCUAUUCACCAGGGUAACAGUAAGCAGGAAGGAUGUUCAUUCAGGAGACCUUUCAACAGUGAGAAGAGGGGAAUGCUCUUUUGCUGCCGUGCAGGGAAACAACAGCAUUUCUCGCAUUAAUCCAGCUACUGAGUUCCAUGUUUUGAGGAAGACACCACAGCUGGCAGUGACUCUUACUCUUCAAGGAUGACAUACAUGAACAGGAAACAGUGUGCAUUCAAGUCAAUUGCAAAACUCCCAAUGAUAAAGGAGGAGCCAGACACAGUGCAAAUGUUCAACUCCAACCUUCAUCUGCCCAGAAGUCCCUCCAUUUGGCUGAAUCUCCAUGCAGUUUCAGAAAAACGGGGGAGCAGCCAAGGGUCAUGUGGCUCUGGGCCCUGCUGUGCCAGCAGCAGCAGCAUGUCCCGGGGGACGUUUUGAAGAGUGGGACAGCAACAGCUCGGGACCCCUCGCCGUGCCUCCAGCCAUCCGCAGCCAGACCACGGUACCACUCUCGACGGCUUGGUUUUGCACCGACAUCAAGAGGGCUCUGGAGAACAGCCCCGAGACCAACAUCGAGGAUGAGCUCCCCGACGGACCGCCGCAGCCGCGGCCCAAGAACUACCUGCUCCUCAGCAUCCUCGCUUGUUUCUGCCCCGCCUAUCCUGUCAACAUCGUAGCCUUCGUUUUUGCCGUCAUGGCUUUAAACAGUUAUAAUCAAGGAGAUAUAGAAGGGUCAAAAAGACUGGGUCGCAAUGCACUCUGGGUUGCUGUUGCAUCCAUUAUCAUUGGCCUUGUCAUCAUUGGAAUCUACUGUGUAGUUCAUUUCACAACGCAUGCUAUCUGAAGACCAGGACUGCACUUGGAGUAUAUCACCAUGUAAAUCUCAGGAGGGGAAAAGUAAGAAGAAGAGAAGGAACCCCUUCUUUCCAGACUGUUAGAUUUGACCCUACAAGUCUGCAGAGGCAUGUUGCUGGUGGAUGAAAUGAUAGCCCAGUUAGUUAAUCAGCAUGGCGUGACCAGGUUUUCAAAAUUAUUUAUUUAUAAUGAAUCUUGGUAUAAAGCAGCAUUUUCUCUUUUACCCUAAUAUAUAAUGUGAUUUGCCCUAACAACUCCUUUUUUUUUUUUUUUUUUUCAUUUACAUGGAAUAAUGUAUGCUGGGUCCAUGAUGUUCCCUGGCUGAGCCUACCCAAAGCCAACUUAUCCAGACUGUUUGUAGUGUGCAAUGUAAGAUCUGAUGCACAGCCCACUGAAGCCAGUAGAAAUCAUGUCACUUCCAGUGGGUUUUGGAUCAGGCCAUUAAGGAUUUUUUUAUUCCUGUAAAAUAGUCUCAAUAUAGCAUAAUCAUAACAAUGGGUUUGUGAUUUUAUCCUGUUAUGUGGUUUUAUAAUGCUGUGGGUGUACUCUGACUCAGUGGCUGCUUUCUUCUGUCACCCUCAGCUUUUAGGUCUUUCCAUUGGACUUUUCACCGUCUGGGACCGAUUUCAAUCACCUAAUUAUUAGAAGACUCUUUUGUUCCAUAGCAUCCAUAUUUUUAUUAAUGAUUUCUUCUUGUUUUGUUGUCUUUCAUUGUUGAACUCCCUUGACUUAGCUCCAGUCCUGCAUUAGAGUUGCAUUGGUCAUAUUUUCCUCUUUAAACUUCGUGUAAGAAGUUUCUCUUUUUUUAAUCUCACAAAUGAUCUUUUUAAACAGAUGUUCUUCUUCAUCUCUUUGUUAUUGUUCCUGUAGCAAGUCAUAUACUUUCAUUGUGUUCUGCUUUGUUCAUGUCUUUUUUUGUUUAGUUCAUCCUCUCGUCUUGCUAUGAAUAGUCUAUAUAUCAAUGCAGUUAGACGUGGACAGACUUUUCUAUGCUUACUGACAUUAUGUAGACUCUUGCUGAUCCUGAGUUAUUUCUCAGUGAACAGCCUUAGAUUACAGAAUUGAUGGCCUCUAAAUUACAGCAGUUUCUUGACACUUUAUGAAAAUUUAGCAUGGGACAACUGUUUUUUAUUAGCUGAAAAUUGUUUGUACGUUUGUUUUGUAACACCAAUAUUCCAUUUUCAAAGGAGUAAACUCUGAGCAUUAACACAGAUGACUACAUCCUCAGUGGCAGUUGUUCCAUUUGCUUUAAUUGUUACUACAUCUUCAAGCAAGCUAUGCCAACUUACACUUACUCUCCUUGCACUAAUGUAGAUCUGGAUCGAGUGGAUCUGGAUCCAGAAAUGCAUGGGCAUUUUACAGGUGCAUGUGAGCAAUGCAUCAUGCCUGGCAGAAGUACACCUAUUGCCAAAAAAAAAAAAAAAAAUCUCCCAGAAAUCUGUACCUGUUAAAGCAUAUGCCUGGAAGUAGCAUGUAUUUUCUGUGCCUUGGUAUUAUACUUUUAAUGUGCUUUUUCACUUUUCUUUCUGCCAGAUUCUGUUUUUCAUUGAAGUCAGUGAUGCACAGCCUAUCCUUAAUUACUCCAGUAUAAAACUUCACUCACAUCAGUGAAAUCAGUUGAUUUCUUCAGCAUUUACACUGAUCUAAUUAGUCAAUGUGAGAAUCUUGCCACUGAUUUUGAGGAUCCCAAGAAUUGGCUGUCCUGUGAACUUCUCUGUUUUUUGAAUACUAUUUCAACAGUCUGAUAUGUCUUGUGGGACUUUUAGUAGCUUGCCUUAUUAUCAAAUAUGAUAGAACUGUCAUUGAGAAGUGGAAUAAAAUUACUUUUAAUUCACGUCCAUUCUGGUAUGUGGGAAGUUCUUUCCUAACUUUUGUUGCCUCUCCUAUCUUAAAGAGUAAUUUCCCUGUCUCAAACCUAUCGGACAAUUUCAGAAUGAAAUCAGUGACAACAAAAACAGGACCUCUGACCUACGUGAUACUGUUCAACCAGCCUGUACUGCAGCUAAUACAUGCAGAAGUUUUAGAGAUAAGGUAGAACUCAAAAUAUCAGCAGGACAGGCUCCUUGCUUCAUUUUCAAAAUAUCAUCCAGAGAAAGAGUCUUGAGGCCUUUUCAAAGUGGACAUUCAGUGGUUUCUUUAGGGCUUUGGUCAAAUGAGUUCACUAAAGGAGGUCAUGCAACAGGUAACAGAGGUCAGAGGCCCACUACCUUGCAUUGCUGGCAUCAAAGCAAACACCCCUGCAUUGCUGUAGUAAAACUUUUGUACAUCAGCAUACUAAAAAUCAAAGCGUGCAUAAAAAGUUUCAGCUUUAAACAUUAAAUUCCUGCACUGUAAACUAAACCAACACUAGAGGGGUGAUGGGGAGAAAGAAUUUCAAAGUUAUUUGAGCAUUAGAGGGUAGGGAUACGUGACUUGAAGUAUUUUUUCAAAGUUCCUAACAAGAAUUUAGAUCAAUAGGAGUUAGACAGCUGCCUUGUUCAGAUGCUUUUGAAAACCAUACCAGAAAUCUAACUUGCAUCUUGGUGCUCAUAAAUAUCUUUGAAGUCUCACUCUUAAUAGAAGUGAGAAUUGAGCCAUUGUAUCUUCAGUACUUCUGAAAGGAAAUGUUGCUACCUUACAGUGCUAUUGAUUGGUAUAAAAAUAAAAGCUUUAUAUUAAACCACUUAAUGUGACAGAUAGGGGAAAAUAUAGUGAUUCCUCUAAUGUCCUUUAGUGCGUCUAUGCCAUAGGAAAUCUUAUUUUUGCUUUACUAAUGUAUUGGUGUCAGUUCUCUUCAUUUAUUUAUGCUUCUAUACAUUUUCAACCGUGUUUGAGAAAUGCAGUCGAACACAGGUCCUUCUCCAGCUUCACCUCACUUGUGCUGGAAACAAAUGUGGUCCUUGUACAACCAAAUCAUUCUGUGAUAGACCCAAAGUGAGGUAUCCAAUGUUUCGAUAAAGAAAGAAGAGCAAAUGACAUUUUACUGCCCAAAUCAGCAAGACCCCUGGGUGACAGCAGUAGUUAUGGAAGGCAAAAUGCAGUUGUCCAGCUGAGGAAUUAGUGCCUGCUUUAUACUUUGAGGGCCAUACAAAAAAAAUCAGUAUCUAUGAUAGGCACUGGAAAUUACUUUUCCUUCAUCAUCAUCCCUCUAGGUUUGGAUUUGACCCAUUACCAUUAUACAUUGCACCUGCCAAGGUUGAUGAAGAAAAAAAAAAAAAGAGCUCUCAUGUAUGCUCUGAAUUAUGCUAAUUCAUGAAAUAGAGGGGGAAAAAAACAGUAAAAUGUAUUUCAACUCCAUGUCUGUGCCCUGGGGAAAAGAACAGAGUCUUCCUUUCACAAAUCUGCUCCAGGCUUCCAUUUUUUUCUGCAGUCUUCCUGCAUGCUGAAGGCACGACUAAAGUCUGAAGUCCAGCUCUCUUUUCUUUCCUGCAUGUAUUACAGGCAGAGACAGAUGGAAACUUGAAAUUGCUGGCCUCAGCUUCUGGAUCAGAUUAGCAUCUUUCGCUUCUUACAGGGCAGCUGCAUUCUGCAAAACAGCAGUGUGUAUGUAUCUUGAUAUGUAACCCUAGAACAGGGCUUCUAAAUAUAAGAGGAGUUUCUUUGCUGCUGUAUGAAGGGGGCCAGCCAGCUAGCAUGUGGUGUAUGUUUCAUCAGAUUGCACAGCAAAAAAAAAAAAAAAAAAAAAUCACAUCAAGAGGAGAAUAUGAAACUCUUUGGGUGCCUCCCUGCAAGCACAACCAGGAGUCCACAUCUUCUGACUUGAAGAUCAGCGCUGGCUCCUCAAUUUAUGUGGUUGUAGCUACAAUUCAUGAACACUGUGCCUCAGGUGUCCAGAAGCUGUUGCCUCUGUACCCAUAUCUAUGGAUAUGUGCUCACCGUAUGAACCGUGUUCUGCCUCUCAGCCUGGAGACAGGUUGUAUCUGACUGCUACCACAGUGUCUGUCACUCUCAAAAUCAGCCCAGAUACCUCUGCUGGGACAGUGUGUGCACAUCUCUCUGUAGGCUCAUUUCCCUAUCUGGACACUGUCUUUGUCUGUCAGUUAUUUAAGAUGGAUUUUAUUCCUGAUUUGCAUCAGUAGGGAAAAGACUGUGUCAUUUUCCAAGUUAUUUUGUAUUUUGUGUGCACUGUGUAUGCAUAUAUAAACAAGAGGAUACAUUUGAAGUACUAGGUUUCACAAAGUAAGUGAGAUUUAAAUACAAAAAAAGUCACUGGGCUGAUUUGGGGCCAACGUGAUGCCACAUCCUGGUAACCUGACUAUUCAAGGCUAUUCAGGGGCCUUUAGAGAAUGUUGUUUCAUGGAGGGAAGGGUCCAUAUCACCAAACCUUCACUCCUGAUGAUGGGGUAACUAAGAGGAAGCUGAAUAGAUGUGGGGCCUGCACUGCCUUUGGAGAAGAUACCUCCAGGCAAAGUCACAUGGGGAAGGGCAGUGCAGGACAGUCUGUGUGGCGUCUGCCUAACCUACAGCUCUUCUGAGACUGAGCCCUGAGUCUUUCAUAGGCAGUACCUUCAGGCUGAAACACUAUUUGAAAGUUGGCUUUCUGUUACUAUCUUCCCAUCUCCUACCUCAUUUGUAACUAGUAGGUCUCUGAAGGUGUGCAUUGCUGUGUUGGAGUAGAGGAGUUGCGAUGGGAUGCAGUGGUCUGUCUACGAGUGAUUUUUUUAUGUGCACUCAUGGUUUUCCGUUUCCCAAGCACAACGGCAUGUUCUGCACGCACAGCAACGGCAUGCACUGCUGAAAUGUGAGUGAGCCUUUAAGGAGGGCGCCCAACUUCCUCUGCAUCACUCCCUGGCAACCUGGCAAAAUGGGCUAAAUUCAGAAGUGACCUAAAUGGAGGAGGGCGGUAGGAGAUGGAUCACUCAGCCACUAUAAAGGUGUAAGAACAAACUUGGGAGCCCAGGGAAAUACAGAAGUUUUGAUGGAAGAAUGUGAACCCGUUCCCCAUCUGGCAGUAACGAAAGGAAGGUUAAGACAGGUUGCAUCGACUGG